Molecule: messenger RNA, 2386 nt
Organism: Ruditapes philippinarum (Manila clam)
Lineage: Eukaryota; Metazoa; Mollusca; Bivalvia; Venerida; Veneridae
Exons: 2
Coding region: 87-2210 (707 amino acids)
Source: RefSeq, a predicted model, not a curated record
UUAUUUUCCGGGGCCGGUCGAAGUUAUGUUGUGGACGUAGUUCGGUUGUGGGAGGAUAUCAAUGAAUAACAUUGUCAACACUAAGGAUGUCUAAAUGUCUUGGUGACGAUCCUACUCUUUCAUUGAAACUAUCGGAAGUCAUGAGUGACAUAGGAAUAAGAGAAGAAAUAGUUCUUAAGAGAAAAAGAUCAUAUAUGUUGAUGGAAACUCUAAAUACAAUAACCUGUCUUAUCCAAGGCAAGAAAAUCACCACUUACAACUUAGGAAGUCAAUCAGAGGGAUCAACAACAAUAGGCCUUGACUCCGAUAUUGAUACUCUUUUCGGAUAUCAUGAUUUUAAUUUUAUUCUAGACUGGAAAGAAGCAAAGCCCGGAGCAGGAAAUGUUCUACUGGUUCAGGAUGAAACCACCGCUCCUGGUCAUUGUUAUUUACAAUGUGAAAAACCGAAUGUAAAUUUCGCAUACUUUAUAAUUAAAAAAUACUUUCAUUUAUAUGGGGAAAAUAAAUGGCUUUUGAAAAACACAUGUUUUGAUGAAGAUCUUAAUCUUAAAUACAAUCAAAAGAAUGGUCCAGCCCAUUCUUUUCAAGGAAAGGUUGCUUACAAUGACGUAGAUAACGUCAUAGCAUGGCAUUGCAAAUAUUGGCCGAGAGAAGCUCGACAAUGGCUGGUAAAUAAAGGCAAAGGUGAUUGGCCAACAGAAGAUAUAAGAAGAGAGUGUGAGGCAACUGGAUGUAUCAUUGUACCAGUGAGCAGCAACAACAGUCAGUACCAGGACCUAGAAUGGAGAAUAUCAACUUGUUUAGCUGAGAGAUGUCUGAUGUUCAGUUUAAAUAUCACACAAAUGAGAUGUUACGUUCUGAUGAAAAUGAUAUUCAGAAAAUUCACAGAACAAACUUCGAUGGUUAAACUUUCAAGUUACGUGUUAAAAACGGUUCUAUUCCAUUGUGUUAAAAAUUCUAAAUCCUGUGAGUGGACAGAAAACAAAUUGUUUGAUUGUUUGAAAAGAUGCCUUUCAUAUUUAGAAACUUGCAUCAGAAAACAAAAUUGUUCACAUUUUUUUAUUCCUGGAAAUAAUCUCUUCAGAGGGAAAAGUCCUACUUUUUAUAAAAGUGCUCUUGUAAGGAUACAAUAUUUAACAAACAGUAAUGGACAAUUUCUUCUCAAAAUCUCGCUUGAUCAGCUAAAUAGGAGGCUUAAUGAAAAGAUGACUGAAACGAUUUCUCCUGGUAUUCAACAAGCAGAAGCUAUAUCCGAAUUUAUAUCAGGAUUGCUCAUAAAUCAUAUUGCAGUUCAGCUAAAUAUUUGCCACUUACUUCAUUUACUAUUAGUCCAUAAUUUUGGUUGUUUACCGAUAGAAUUUGCACAAUAUGUGUUGACAGAAUUGAAUAAAAUAGCAAUCAAGAGUUCGGAAAAUUCUUUGCAUAGGUCAGUGUACAAACUUAUCGCGCCAUUUAUGUAUUCAUCGUUAGCAUCUGCUAUUGCAUCAAGAGAUAUUGAUCGCAUGAAAUAUAUAUCUCCAUAUACAUCAAUCUUGUUUAUGAUCGGUUCAUCUUCAGACGUGUCGUCGGGCAAAUUGAAGUUUGCUUCUGCUUUAUAUUGCUCGGGAGAUAUGUAUAAUGCACGGUGUUUACUCGAACACAUUGAACAGAAAUACGAUAAGUAUUCUAUAAAAACUGUGUGUUCCUGUACGGAGAAGGAUGAAAGAGGGUAUGAAAUGAUAGGUUUCCGAGAAAAAUGCAUGACAGGGAAUGAAGAACUGAUCAAAGAUAUAACAUCAUUCUGUGUAAAGUUCUUACCUAGCGAAAAGAAUUGUAUUCCACGUGAAUUAAGGUAUGAACUUUUCAGAUCUACAGCUAAUCAUAAACUGUACAGAAAAAAACACAAACAGUUUUGGAUGGAUUGGGCUAUAGUUGACUCCCUUCCUUAUUUGUACUUUUUACAGUACAAAACGUAUGGGCGACUGAAGAUGGCUGAAAAACAAACACAAGCUUUUAUAGAUUUUGGGAUUGCUAUUGAUACAGAGUUAGCAUUAGGACACAAGGAAACUGCAUUGAAUUUAAUUGGCCAGUGCUUUGUACAAGAAAAUAAACCCGACAUUGCCUUGGACAUGUACAUUGAAUCUUUGAAGAUAAGCAAAAUAAACAAUGCUGCAAAUGUGCAUAUUUGUAGACUUAUUUCUGCAUUAGUUAAUAAAAGUUUUCAUACUUAACAAUCGCGGAACAGAUUAAAGGAACAAAUGAAUCUUUUCAAAUCUAGAAUUAAAAAAGGUUCAAAUAAGUUCCACUGUUGCAGUAACUCAACAUAUUUCAGCUGAUUAAAUCUUGAUUUUAAAAAGUGAACUGGAAUUUCUAGUGUACAUGUAGCAGUUAAUACAGAUAAAAUUUU